UUUUAAUGUAGAAUUUAGUUUUCAUCGUUAGGUUUUAUGUGAUUCAGUUCCAGUAAAAGAAAAGAUUAAAUAUGAAUUGAAUCAGAAUUUAUUGAUUGAAGUGAUGUUUUAGAAAUUUAAUUGUAUAUGCAGAAUUAAGAAUUAUGUGUAUAAUAACUAGGAAGCAUGCAAACAAAGAGAUAGAUACUCGUGGCAAAGCUGUGAAAACGAAAAAAGAGAAUGAUACCCAGUGUGAUAUGUGUGGGAAAACAUUUGAGUCAGUAACUGCAACAAUAAGACAUAGAUUUAAGGUUCAUCCUAAUUCGCCAACAAAAUUUUUUUGUCACUACUGUGGAAUGCAGUUUCCCUUGAAAACACAUAGGGACAAUCAUCAAACAUCGCAUGAUUCAUCUGAAAGCAAAAGGACAGAGCUGCAUAAGAAGUGUGAAGACUGUGAUGUAUUGUUUUAUAAUGGAAAAGCUUUAGAUUACCAUUGCCGAUCUAUACACAAAAGAAUGGUGCACUUGUUUCAACCUAUAGCGACCCCACCGCCUAGCAAUAAGAUUAAAGUGAAUUCAAUGAACGAUGCUCUCAGUGUAUAUUACUGCCAUUUGUGUGGAGCUGAAUAUGUUAUUAAGUUU
This is a messenger RNA of Ceratina calcarata, 620 nucleotides long. RefSeq names its product zinc finger protein 713-like. NCBI's taxonomy places the organism in Eukaryota, Metazoa, Arthropoda, Insecta, Hymenoptera, Apidae. The record is from RefSeq and is a predicted model, not a curated record. The transcript is spliced from 3 exons. The annotation marks the transcript as partial.